AUGAUAUCAUCAAAAUUCACAUCCUAUAGUAUUAGUAAUAAAUCAUUACCUAUAUAUUUAUUAAAAAGAAAAUGCAAUAUUAAUAAGAAUUUUAAUAAAUCAAAUUUUGUAUCACCAUUAACAACAAACAAUUUAAUAAAUAAAUCAUCAUACUACAGAUUUUAUUCAAAUAAUAAUCAAAACUCAUAUGAAUUCAUAGAUAGAAAAUUAAACCUAAUUCCAAUAACCACAAAUUAUGAAGAUGCAGUAAAAGGUUUCAAAUGGUCAAUCCCAGAUUAUUUUAAUAUUGGUCAAGAAAUGUGUGAUAAGCAUGCAACUGAUCCUUCUAAAAUGAACCAUAUUGCAAUUAAACAUAUAAUAAAUGAAAACACUGGAGAUGUUAAAUCCUAUACAUUCAAAGAUUUACAAACAAAGUCAAAUAAAUUUUCAAACAAAUUUAAAGAAAUUGGACUAAAAAGAGGGGAUAGAGUUGGUGUAUUACUUACUCAAGGUUUUGAUUGUGCACUUUCGCAUAUUAGUGUUUUUAGAUCAGGUAUGAUUACAAUGCCAUUAUUUACACUAUUUGGUCCUGAAGCAUUAGAGUAUAGAAUUUCCAAUUCAGGCGCAUCUUGUGUUAUUACCGAUCCAGAAAAUGUUGAAAAACUAUUAGGAAUACUACCAAAAGUAUCAACACUUAAAAAAAUUAUUGUUCAUGGCAAAUUACCUGAAAAAUUAAAAAGCUCCCACUAUGGAAGUAUUUUUGAAGAAUGGAAUGAAGAAAUUUCAAAUACAUUUUCAGAUUCAUUCGAACCAGUUAAAACUAAAUCAGAAGACCCAGCAAUUAUAAUAUUUACAUCAGGUACUACAGGUAAUCCAAAAGGAUGUUUACAUGCACACAGAGUUUUAAUAGGACAUUUACCAGGUAUUCAAUUCCCACAAAACCAUUUUCCAUUAAGAAAAUCUACCAAUGAUUAUGUAUUUUAUACACCCGCAGAUUGGGCUUGGAUCGGUGGUUUCUUUGAUGUUUUAGCUCCAUCCCUCUUUUAUGGUGUAACAGUAUUAGCACAUCGUAUGACCAAAUUCGAACCAAAGAAAAUUGUGGAACUAAUGGAAAAACAUAAAGUGGAUACAGCAUUUUUACCACCAUCUGCAUUAAAAAUAAUGAAACAAGACGAAUCAUUAAAGAAAUAUAAAAUGCAAUCAAUAGGCAGUGGGGGUGAAUGUUUAGGUGAUAAACUAUUAUCAUGGUCUAAAGAACAAUUCGGUGUCGAAGUUAACGAAUUCUAUGGUCAAACUGAAGCCAAUCUCUUGGUAGGUAACUCAUCAACAGUAUUUGAUAUUAGAAGCGGUUCAAUGGGAAAACCAAUUCCAGGCCACAUUGUCGAAGUUAUUGAUGAAAACUGUAAUAUCCUUCAAGAACAAGUUGGGGAUAUUGCAUUAAAAACACCAGAUCCAGUUUCAUUCCUCACAUACUGGAAUAAUGACUCUGCUGCUAAAAAAAAAUAUAGAGGUGAUUGGCUAAUUACAGGUGAUUUAGGUAAAAAGGACAAAGACGGUUAUAUUUGGUAUGUUGGUAGAGACGACGAUAUCAUCAAUUCCAGUGGUUAUCGUAUUGGUCCUGCUGAAAUUGAAAACUGCUUAUUAAAACAUCCAUCUAUUUCAAAUGCCGGUGUAGUUGGUGUACCCGAUCCAAUUCGUGGAGAAAUCGUAAAAGCAUAUAUAGUAUUAAAUCCAUCAUACAAACCAACAGAUCAAUUAAAAAAAGAAAUCCAAAAUUUUGUUAAAACCUUUUUAGCCGCCUAUGAAUAUCCACGUGAAAUCGAAUUCAUUGAAUCUUUGCCAACCACAACAACUGGUAAAAUUAUAAGAAAAGAUUUAAGACUAUUACAUAAAAUAACCAAAGAACAACAACAGAACACACAAUAA
Dictyostelium purpureum is the source of this 1905-nucleotide messenger RNA. RefSeq lists its product as uncharacterized. Gene Ontology annotation, biological process: acyl-CoA metabolic process; fatty acid biosynthetic process. The transcript is spliced from 3 exons. The record is from RefSeq and is a predicted model, not a curated record. Lineage: Eukaryota; Evosea; Eumycetozoa; Dictyosteliales; Dictyosteliaceae. The coding region runs from base 1 to 1905 and encodes 634 amino acids. Gene Ontology annotation, molecular function: fatty acid ligase activity; fatty-acyl-CoA synthase activity.